Molecule: messenger RNA, 3348 nt
Organism: Sesamum indicum (sesame)
Lineage: Eukaryota; Viridiplantae; Streptophyta; Magnoliopsida; Lamiales; Pedaliaceae
Product: ATP-dependent Clp protease ATP-binding subunit ClpA homolog CD4B, chloroplastic
Biological process (GO): cellular response to heat
Cellular component (GO): cytoplasm
Molecular function (GO): protein binding; ATP binding; ATP hydrolysis activity
Source: RefSeq, a predicted model, not a curated record
GGGUGAAGAUAGAUAAAUCCAGGCGAGGUUUCAACUUUCACCCAUAUCCAUCUAUAUAUUCCUUCUGUAUCCGUAUUGUUGCCCUCUCAGUUUGGAAAAUCCGGCCGAAUGCUUUGGGCCCUCUUCUCUUUCUCUCUCUAAAGCCGCGCAGGGACUCCAGCCCUUUCGUUCCAUCUCUUUUUUGCUCUUACAGGAGAUUAAUCUUGCUUUAUUGUUCAUUUAGACCCCUUAGAGGCAGACAUGGCGCAUGCAGUAGUUCAAUCAGCGUAUUCGCUUUCUUCAGUUCGUUUGGUAAAUAAUAGGCAGUUCAAGGGAUCUAAUGCAACAAAAAGUUCAGCAACAAUGUUAUGCAGUGCACAUUUCGCUCCCUUAACGCUGACGGGGUUCACAGGGCUGCGGCGAGCUAAUGCCUUAGACAUGAUGGUGCGGCAAGCUGGCCAGACACUUCAAUCAAAGAUAGCAGCAAAAAAUACCUUUGCCAAACGAGGAAAACAUGCACGAAUGGUUCCACGAGCCAUGUUUGAGCGCUUCACAGAAAAAGCAAUUAAAGUCAUUAUGCUUGCACAAGAGGAGGCAAGACGGCUUGGCCACAAUUUUGUCGGAACUGAGCAGAUCCUGUUGGGACUUAUUGGUGAGGGCACAGGGAUUGCUGCUAAGGUCCUCAAGUCCAUGGGAAUAAAUUUGAAAGAUGCCCGUGUAGAGGUGGAAAAAAUAAUUGGACGUGGUAGUGGAUUUGUUGCUGUGGAGAUACCUUUUACUCCACGUGCAAAGCGUGUUUUAGAACUGUCUCUUGAGGAAGCCCGCCAGCUUGGUCACAAUUACAUUGGAUCAGAGCACUUGCUGCUGGGAUUGCUCCGCGAGGGUGAAGGAGUGGCUGCUCGUGUCCUUGAGAAUUUAGGUGCUGACCCCAGCAAUAUUCGAACUCAGGUUAUUAGAAUGGUUGGUGAGAGUGCUGAGGCUGUUGGUGCUGGUGUUGGUGGUGGAAGCUCAGGCAACAAAAUGCCUACACUGGAGGAGUAUGGUACUAACCUGACCAAGCUAGCUGAGGAGGGUAAGCUAGACCCUGUUGUUGGGAGGCAAGAGCAAAUUGAGCGUGUUACUCAAAUUUUGGGACGGCGCACAAAAAAUAAUCCUUGCCUGAUUGGAGAACCUGGGGUUGGGAAAACAGCUAUUGCAGAGGGCCUCGCUCAGAGAAUAGCCAAUGGGGAUGUUCCAGAGACUAUUGAGGGGAAAAAGGUAAUAACCCUGGACAUGGGUCUUCUUGUUGCUGGGACAAAGUAUCGUGGUGAAUUUGAAGAAAGACUGAAGAAGCUGAUGGAGGAGAUUAAGCAAAGUGAUGAAAUUAUACUCUUUAUUGAUGAGGUACACACAUUAAUUGGAGCUGGAGCUGCUGAAGGGGCAAUUGAUGCUGCAAACAUUUUGAAGCCUGCAUUAGCUCGGGGUGAGCUACAGUGUAUUGGGGCCACUACACUAGAUGAAUACAGGAAGCACAUUGAGAAGGAUCCUGCUCUAGAAAGAAGGUUUCAACCUGUCAAGGUCCCUGAACCGACAGUAGAUGAAAGCAUUCAGAUUCUUAGAGGGCUUCGAGAACGCUAUGAGAUACACCACAAGCUUCGGUACACUGAUGAAGCUAUAGUUGCUGCAGCUCAGUUGUCCCAUCAAUAUAUCAGUGACCGCUUUUUGCCCGACAAAGCAAUUGACUUGAUUGACGAAGCUGGUUCCCGUGUUCGGCUGCGUCAUGCACAGCUCCCUGAGGAAGCCAGAGAACUUGAGAAAGAGCUCAGACAGAUAACAAAGGAGAAGAAUGAAGCUGUCAGAGGUCAAGACUUUGAGAAGGCUGGAGAGCUGCGUGAUAGAGAAAUGGAUCUCAAGGCACAGAUAUCUGCUCUUAUAGACAAAAACAAGGAGAUGACCAAAGCAGAAAGUGAGGCAGGGGAUGGAGGUCCAACAGUCACUGAAGUUGACAUUCAGCACAUUGUUUCUUCUUGGACAGGUAUACCCGUUGAGAAGGUGUCAACUGAUGAAUCUGAUCGCCUCCUUAAGAUGGAGGAUACCCUCCACAGGAGGGUCAUUGGGCAGGAUGAAGCUGUCAAAGCCAUUAGUCGUGCUAUCCGCCGUGCCCGAGUCGGGCUCAAAAACCCCAACCGACCUAUUGCGAGCUUUAUCUUUUCUGGUCCAACUGGUGUUGGGAAAUCGGAACUAGCAAAAGCACUGGCCACCUACUACUUUGGAUCAGAAGAAGCCAUGAUCCGACUUGAUAUGAGUGAGUUUAUGGAGAGACAUACUGUUUCAAAGCUCAUAGGGUCACCGCCUGGUUAUGUUGGUUACACCGAAGGUGGACAACUAACUGAGGCCGUUCGACGUCGUCCCUACACCCUUGUGCUUUUUGAUGAGAUUGAAAAAGCCCAUCCUGAUGUCUUCAACAUGAUGCUUCAGAUUCUGGAAGACGGUAGGCUGACUGACAGCAAAGGCCGAACUGUAGACUUCAAGAACACACUCUUGAUCAUGACAUCAAAUGUCGGAAGCAGUGUCAUUGAGAAGGGAGGCCGUCGCAUUGGUUUUGAUCUAGAUUAUGAUGAGAAGGAUAGCAGUUACAACCGGAUCAAGAGCUUGGUCACAGAGGAGCUGAAGCAAUACUUCAGGCCAGAAUUUCUAAACAGAUUAGACGAGAUGAUUGUAUUCAGACAGCUCACCAAGCUGGAGGUGAAGGAGAUAGCUGACAUUAUGCUGAAGGAAGUGUUUGAGAGACUGAAAAUCAGGGAAAUUGAACUUCAGGUGACUGAGAGAUUCAGAGAUAGGGUGGUUGAGGAAGGAUAUAACCCGAGCUAUGGAGCUAGACCACUCAGACGAGCUAUUAUGAGACUUUUGGAGGAUAGCAUGGCCGAGAAGAUGCUUGCACGUGACAUCAAAGAAGGUGAUUCAGUUAUCGUUGAUGUUGACUCUGAUGGCAAUGUGGUAGUUCUCAAUGGUACCAGCGGCACUCCUGAACCGUCUCCUGAACCAGUAGUAGUCUAGAUUUAGCUAUUUAUUUCAGUCUCUACUGGUGUUUUUAUCACACUGCCGUGUUUGAUUUGAACUGGACUGAUGCGUUUAACUUACUACAUCGUUGACCUGUAGGCAGUGAACUCCAAAGCCAGUCCAUCAGUUUUGAUGAGUUAUAGGCUCCCAUCUCUAAAACUAGCUCCUAGGCUAUAUUUAUAUUGAAAUGUAUUAUUCUUAGCUAGGAAGAAAUUUUACACUUGCUGAUGCAAUGAUGAAGGGGACCUUGUUGAUUAUGGUGACAGUGGUAUUAUUUCUUGUUAUUUGUAGAGACAUUCUGUUUUUCUGUUAAGUUCUUAAUUCAUUUGA